Molecule: messenger RNA, 549 nt
Organism: Oikopleura dioica
Lineage: Eukaryota; Metazoa; Chordata; Appendicularia; Copelata; Oikopleuridae
Source: the annotation of a GenBank genome assembly
AUGAAGCUUAUUACCGCUUUUUUAUGCUUGAGCAACGCUGGGCUGACAGACCGACCUUCUGAUCAGAUUCUCAAUCGCGCCAAGAGAGAUAUUGGCUUGGAUAACUACGAAUUCAUUCAAGAUGACGCUGAGCCAAAGGGCGAUUUCUACGACCCAAUGGUCGACUUUAAUGACCAAGGUUACGACUUUAUCGAUGAUGUCACAGUUGACGACGACGUUGAAGAAUACGACGAUGGCGAUGAUGGAUACGAUUACGAUGAGGAGGAGGACGACAACUUAGACAGCGUCUACGACUCGAUGGGCUACACAAUCGAUGACGAAAACGACGACUACGACGAAGACUACUACGAUGAUAUCUACGACUACAUCGACGACGACGUGGUUAUCGUUCAGAGCGGAGCUGGAAUUGUUCAUUACAUCGGCAUGGGACUUGCCUCUGCUCUCGGAAUGUACGCCUUCUACAAAUACAAAAAAUACAAGAAAUCCAAGGCCGGAGAAGACGGCACCGAUGAAGAAAAACAGCCUGUCCGAGGAAAACGACGAAAAUAA